AUGCAAACCUGCAUGAAAGAUCAUCAAGCCAACUCUCUCAAGUUCCCCAUUCGCUCGAAUUUCCGACCCAAAAUGGAAAUUUUCCUGACUCAGCACCGCCUAAGCCAGCCCGAGACGAAGAUGUUCGAUGUGAUAGAAGACCUCGUUGUUCAAAUUGCACCGAUGCAGGAGCCGACUGUCGACGUGAUCGCCCUGAGCGGCCGGCUCGAUCUCAGAAAUCGACUGUGCGAGAGACUUUUGAGGCUGGAAAAAGCAGUCUCGGCACCUUACACAUGUCUACUCCAAGAAAGAAAGCUGGAUCAUGUGGUUCCUGCGAAGGAAGCUUCCAAGUCUCCCCUCAGCAGUUGCCCCGUGGUUACCCCGGACGAGUCUACUCACCAUGCGGAACAAGCCCGGGUAAUCAUUCAGAGUGAACUCGACGGUAAUGAACGUAUGAAUCGUGAGCGUCAAGCAAUUCUAAAGUCUGCCCUGGAAUUUGUGAAUUCUAUGGCGCGUGGUGCGAACUCGGGGCCUGAUGAGGCUCCGACCUUCGAUGUACCGCAUGGCGAAUGCGCAGAUAUUCCCGAAUCUAUUGAGCCAAGCCCAGAGCUGCUGUACAUGCUUUUAAGAGGUAAUUGUAUCUCUCCUAUUGUGAGGACCUUUACUCACAGAAAGGCAGAGUCCACCACCACAGGCGAAAUGCCGCACAACAUUCACUGGCCCGACCAUAUCUCCAACAAAGCUUUACGGAAAAUGGUGUCCAGCUUCCUCGGUGGUAAACUCACGGGCCAGAAAUUUUAUCAGUAUUGCAUCUGCAUCUAUGUGAGACCCAUUUUUAACACCUACGACAUGCCCAGGCUCUACAACGAUUCGGUCAUGAACGAACAAUUUCUCAAGUCGAAGAGAUCAUACGCCGCCUCUGCGCUUCGUGCUAUCCAAAGUCUUAAUUUUUUGAAUAUUCCGAGCUUGUCUUUUGUUCAAUCAUUGAUCUCCGCGACAUUUUUAAUGCAAUAUCUCGGAAACAUGAGCCAAGCUUGGGUGUUGAACUCCUACGCCGCUCGCUUAAUUGCCGGUUUGAAUUACCAUGAUACCAAGACCAGAAACUGCGAUCAAGACCUCGAAGAGGAGAUCAACAAUUCUGUCUACUGGUGUUUUUACCUUGAUCGCACUCUAAGCUCCCUUCUUCGCCGGCCACCGUCAUUACCCGAACUUCAAGGUUCGGCGAGCGACCUUAUCUGUUGGAAUAAUUCUCUUCCUCACAUGCCACUAAUACGUAUUCUUGUGGACCUGGCCGAAAUCCAAGGAGACCUUUCGAGCAGUUGCAAGGCGCCCGACAACCGGCAAAUUCUGGAUAAUCACUCCAAGUUGCAAGAAAGGAUGAACGCCAUCUAUUCAACGUUACAGUCUAGCCGGAACUCUGCACCCGAGCUAUUCAGUUGUGAUUGGGUUGCAACCGAGUUCUCCUAUUAUGCUAUCCUAGUGGACAUUCUUCGAUCGAGAUUGAAAUACGCAUUCUCUCCUUUGACACAUAGAGAAUGUGUCUCAUAUUCUAGGAAAGCCUUGAAAGCACUGCAGUAUCUGCAGAAACAUCUCACCAAAAACCCAGGUUUCAUUGAUCCGUAUCCCACGUUUCUCACUUGUCCAUUUUUUGUCCUCUUCUGCAACAUCAUCGGUGAAUUAGACAUGGAUGACUACCGCCUCAUUCAAGACAUCACCCAAAACUUAUCCCAAUCCACCAGCAGUCCUUACAUUGUGAGAUUGCUCAAUCUCUUGGGUACCCUCCAAAACCUUUGCGAGCCAUUAAUUCAGACCAAGAUGCAUCUUGGCCCCCAAGCCAAGGUCGCCCCUUGGUAUCCAGCUACAAGUGACGAGCAGCAAGCGACUAUGGCUGUUUCUGAAGAGUCUCUUGCUCUGGCAGCCUCGUAUGCUGGCUCUGAAUUUCAAUCAUACUCUCAAAAUGAGCAGCCGAAUGCUACUGCGGGAGUACAGCCUCUUGCUGAUGAGUUGAUGUGGCACUUGUUCAAUAGUCAGCCUUCGCUGCAAUGGUGUGAGUCAGAUGUUAUCACUCUAGAUCCACCUGUAAAUUAUUGA
Molecule: messenger RNA, 2070 nt
Organism: Penicillium daleae
Lineage: Eukaryota; Fungi; Ascomycota; Eurotiomycetes; Eurotiales; Aspergillaceae
Product: fungal specific transcription factor domain-containing protein
Exons: 7
Coding region: 1-2070 (689 amino acids)
Biological process (GO): DNA-templated transcription
Molecular function (GO): zinc ion binding; DNA binding
Source: RefSeq, a predicted model, not a curated record